GAAGGUGUUUUUAGGCCAGUCAUGAGAAUGUGACCCAUGGGCGAUGAAUGAAUCAGCACCGCCAGGGAAGCGUCCGCAGGUGUUACACCUGCGCGAACCGGCCGCAUGCAGGCGCUUACACGGUCUUGCAGAAUAAAGUGCUCGGGUCCAAAGAAGCAGCAUCCGGAUCAUCAAUGAAAGAUUAGUUGAUGUACACACCUGAUCUGUGUAUGCUAUGGGGAAUUGCUGGGCGCAAUGUUUGGGGCUCUUUAGAAGGGAAGCAAACAGAAUCCAAAGAGGAGGAGGGUCAAAGUACUUCAGAAGUAGCACAGCUGGGGAACACCAUACCAUAGAGUUUGAGAACCUAGUGGAGAGUGAUGAGGGUGAGAGCUCGCAAAGCUGCCUCAGGCCCAUCAGCGAGGAUGAGAUUUUCCACUUGAAGAAUUAUCGCUAUGCUGCCAUCUCAGACAAACAGGUGCUAAUUGACGAAAAGCUGAAUGCCGAGUUAGUGGCAGAAGAGGAGAAGUUAAGGCUAGAAGAGGAGGCAAUAUUUGCAGCCCAGCGUGAGGCAGCGCGGCUCGCUAAGGAGAAAAAGCAAAAGGAGGGGAAGCAGCAUCAACAGAGGACCAAACCCAGAACAGAACCAGUAGGCAAUGACCCUCGGCCCAAACCUAAUCCAUUAGAUGGAGAGUUCGAGGUGUACCUGCAGAGUGUGAAAAAUCAGUCGGAAGUGUUUCGCAGUAACCGACUGAGCUCAGAGACUAACGUGGUGACCCCGAAUACAGAGAGCAGCUUGGACUUCACCAGUAAAACUGACGCCACCUCACUGGACUUGGAGUGGGAGGAUGAGGAGGGAAUGAACCGGAUGGGUCCUGCAUGGGAGCGUUCCAAAACGGAAGAGGACAUUUUACGGGCGGCACUUCGUCCUGGUGGGAAACAGCUGGGCAGUGGCCCCACCUCCACCUCUGAGGACUCCAACGCUCUGGAGUGGGAGAACGACUUUAUCAGUGCUCAUCCCGAGGACAGUGGUGACCAUGGCGAUGAAGACUUUGAAGGAUUUGUUAAUCCAGUACUGGACACGCCCACCGGGGAGACGGAGCUUAAGCCUAGCUCUGACCAGCAAGAGAGAUAGUCCUCAUAAGACUACAGUGAUGCGUUACUCAAGUUCAGUGUAAUAUCACUGUGGAGAGUUCAGGAGAAAAUUCUCCGAGCACCAACAUGAUGAUUGUCAAGAAAAAAUACAAGGAACUACCCACACCAAGAACCGUUUCAUUUGAUUUGUAUUUGGUCUUUGGGUGAAAAACUUGGAAACAUGUCCAGGUCACGUUCCAUAUCAAAAUCGAAGGAAAAAAAUAUAUGUAUUUUUCAGAGACAAUUCAAAUGUCCAUUGAGAGAUUUUUCAUUGUGAUUAGUACCUUCGCACGGUCAAAUUCUGUGGGCAAAAUAUAGUCAUCUUAAUCUGUGCGAUCCUGAAUUUCGCAUGACUUCCAGUGGCGAAGAAUUUCCCAUUGCAGAUUUCGUGUGGAGUUCAAGUUUGGUGAACUUUCACAGGUGAAAUCGUCGCAUUGACCAAUAGGAAGUUGCUUGGUUUGGCAGUGUGGGUGGUGCUUCUUAGAAAGCUACACUGACUUCUAAUAUUCAAUAGUGAGUUAUUUUUACAGUCGCGGAUUCCACUAUGCAAAGGUAAAUGUGACCAUGCCUUUAAGCACAUUUCUCCCCAAAUUCUGUCAUGAGAUUGUCAUUAGAUUCUCAUAACUAUAUUUGUUUUACACAAAAAUACAAUACAGCAUUUUCUUUAAAUAAGAAAAAAAUACUUUAAUGGAGUUCUUUUAUUUAAAUCGGCAUACAUACUUUUUUUAUUUUGUAUUUUUUUAUUAUAAUUUUUUUUUGCAUUUCAGUAAAGAUAAUGGGAAGGGUUAUAAAUUGAAAAAUGUAUUAAAAAUAAGGCAAAUUCAAGAUUAUAAAUUUCACAAUGCAAAGCAUUUUCAGUUCUUAUGAAAUAUGACCUGGACACGUUCUUGAGUUUCACCCCAUUAGUUUCUGCAUUCUGUGUUUUUAAAUCUCAAAACUAGAAACUUAAAGGGAUAGCGCACUCAAAUUGAAAUUCUCUCAUCAUUUACGCACCCUUAUACCAUCCCAGAUGUAUAUGGCUUUCUUCAGCAGAACACAAAUGAAGAAUUUUGGAAGAAAAUCUGUUCUUAUGGUUAAUACAAUGCAAGUGAAGGCAACAUUUUGAAUCUCCUAAAAUCAAAUAGGUCUGCAUAAAAGUAGUCUAUAUGACUCCAGUGGUUAAAUUAAUGUCUUUAAAAGUGAUUUGAUAGGUGUGGGUGAGAAACGGAUAAAUAUUUUAUUAAAUUUUUACUAUAAAUUCUCCUUUACGCAGUCAAUCUCCACUUUAACUUUCACAUUCUUCUUCUUGUGUUUUUGGUGAUUCACAUUAUGCAUACGCUCCCUACUGGGUGGCGAGAAGAAUUCCUAGCAAAAAUUGACAUAAAUAUUGAUCUGUUUCACACCCACAAAUAUCAAAUCACUUCUGGAGACAUGGAUUUAACCACUGGAGUCUUUAUGUGCUUUUUGGAGUAUCAACAUUUUGGCACCGCUUUUACUUGCAUUGUAUGGAGAGCUGAGAUAUUCUUCUAAAAAUCUUAUUUUGUGUUCUGCUGAAGAAAGUCAAACACAUCUGGUGAGUAAAUGAGAAUUACAUUUUUGGGUGAACUAUCCCUUUAAGAAGUCAUUAAAGGGAUUAUGACAUGAGGAAUCAAACUUUCCUCGAUCUUUUGACAUGUAAGUGAUUAUUGUAUUAUAAAAACAUAUCGUCGGUUUCAGAAUUCCCCUGAAACAAAAGAGCAUUUUUUUUAAAACCUAGCUGCCAAAACGACUCGUUCUCUUCUUCCCACACAUUAUGAUGUCACACUGUGGUAGACAUUUGCCCAGAAGCACAUCAAUGCCUACUUUACCUUAAAUCACUUCUGUAGCACUCCCAGCAACUGUGAGCAAUGAGACGGAAAGUAGAGGGCUGGUUAGUCAAGAGCAGGGAGCCAAUCAUAACAGUGGGCGUUUACUGUUAAGUCUUAGAGGAGAAGUAGCACCAAAACCGAGUGUUUCUGACAGAGGGUCCGAAUGAAAUUCGGUCAUGUUUUACAAAUAUAUAACUGUUUUUUGUACAAAGUUCAGCCUUAUUUCAGAAGAUUAUCAUGGAACUGAAUCAAGUGCAAUUUUUGAAGAGUUUCCUGGCAGCAUGUUAAGAUCACUCAUAUGAGCCACAUAUCUUUUCCAAAACCAUGGGAACCCUUCAUUCAGCCUUAUCAUCUAAAGUUUGAAACCAUCAUGGAGUCUGAUGACACUGAACAAUGUUUUAAGUGAAAACACUUGUUGCUUGAAUGGAACAGUCAAAUUGGGGAAUGUUGAAGUUCCACAAGUGCUGUUAACAUUUAAAGUCACUGUUUAUCUGCCUGCAAAAUGACUGCGGGACAAAGAGUUUGUAGUUUUUAAAAACAGCCAGUGAGUUUUCUCUACACUUAUUUGGACAACAUGGACAGAAGAGGGGAAAUACUUUAAUGUAGCACAAAUCUAGAUCUGCUACCUCAGGUUUUGAUAAUCCUGACACUAUUGAAUGAAUCCAUUACCUGCUGUCUUACUGAGUCUAUGAAAUCUUAGUGAAUUAAUGGAGGAUAUAUCUUAUAUUAAUUGCUAUAUUGGUUUACAUUUUUAAAUGUAAGGACAGAUCAUUUUUCAACUGCAAUACAGAAGGUGUUAUGGGGAAUCUGUGGGUAAUCCUAAAAUUGUCUUAUCUGCAGAAAGAAAAAGGUAUUUCUCUAAAGGCUUCUUUCUGAUGGUUUAGUAUUUUCUUAAAAAAAAAAAAAAAUCUGGGUAUAAUACAAGUUAAGCUGAAUCGACAGCACUUGUGGCAUCAUGUUGAUUACCACACGUAAAAAAAAAAAGAAAAAAAAAAAGUGGUUGUAGUGAGGCACUUACAAUAAAUGUGAAUGGUUAUGCUGUCAUGAAAGCAAAGUUGAAAUAUUGGAUAAGUUUAGCAAGUAAUUUUUUUCCAUUUUUAUGUUUGUGGUCUGGCGACAUUCACUUCCAUUGUGCCUCACUGUAACCAAGAUUUAUUAUUUUUUUUUAACUCACAAAUGCUGUUGAUUGAUUUUAAAUUGUAUUAAACCUGGAUCGCUCCUUUUGAUAUUGGGUUCAUUUUUUUUGUUUUCUGUCCAAACUGCUUAAAGAUAUUGUUGACCUAAAUAUGAAAAUGCUGCCAUCAUUUACUCACCCUCAAGUUGUUCCAUACAUUUAAAGGACAGGUGAGGAACAAAUUAAAAAUUCACUGAAAAUCUCACUUUAAAGUGACUUUCAUGCUGUAGAAAAGAACAGUAUGAAUAUUCUGCUUACAUCUCCUUUUGAGCUCCAUAGAAGAAAGAAAAUUAAAUGGAUUUGGAACGAAAUAAGGGUGAGGAAAAUAAAGACAGAGCUUUCAUUAAUGGGUCAACUAUUUCUUGAAGUUGAGCCCCAUACUCUCUUCCAAAAGUACUGAAAUCUACACGAUGAUUUGCAAAUGUGUUUUUAAUGAAUGCCAAUCUGUAUAUAAUGGAUUGUAAAGUGUAAAAACACUAAAGGCCUUUACGAUUAGUUGUAAAGGCAGGUUGAAUGGACCUUCUGUAGAAUAUCUUGGCAACCAGGAGUCUUCUGUACAGCACUGUCAUGUCAUUGUAUUAUUUUACCAGCACACCAUUAAAAGAGCUCUUAACAGACAUAUACUCUCAUGUCAAAAGAAUGUAAAGGGUGCAUAAUCAGUGCAGUGGUGUUUUGUUUUUUUUAUUACCAUGUAUUAUGUGCUGUAUGAAGAGUUUGUAAAGAUAGAUGAAUAAAGGUUUGUCUCUGCCAGUCAGAGUUCAACAGAUGCCUGUGUGAUGAUAACUUUUAGAAAAGUAUUUAAAACAGUAGCUCAUUUGA
Xyrauchen texanus (razorback sucker) is the source of this 4929-nucleotide messenger RNA. Its product is annotated as AP-1 complex-associated regulatory protein-like. NCBI's taxonomy places the organism in Eukaryota, Metazoa, Chordata, Actinopteri, Cypriniformes, Catostomidae. The transcript has 10 exons. Bases 215 to 1111 code for a protein of 298 amino acids. Gene Ontology annotation, biological process: regulation of Arp2/3 complex-mediated actin nucleation; negative regulation of substrate adhesion-dependent cell spreading; negative regulation of cell motility. The record is from RefSeq and is a predicted model, not a curated record. Gene Ontology annotation, molecular function: AP-1 adaptor complex binding.